ACUUUAAAUAUUGCAAAAAGUUUGGAACGUGGGUCGUUCCUCGUUCCCACGAAGUUUCAUCUUUGGAAUCUGAAAGCUCCAGGAAGAGGAACUCUUUCUUUCUUGCAGUCUUACCUUCAAAUCUUCAUAGUCUAGAAGCGUCAGUUUCCGCCGCUCUCUUUUGGGUUAUAAACAUACCUCAACUUGACCCGAUUUCUUCUUUCAUGCAUCAAGAAUUUAUUUGGGUUCUUUCAAGAUUUGUCUGCUUUCAUCUUCUUCUAUCUGUGAAGCUCGUUAAACCUAUGGGAGAUUGUGAACCAGUAGUGUCUAUGUUGGAUGAGGAAGAGAACUUGAUUGCUGCAUUGCAGCGUAUAGCGAAAGCGUUGGAGACGAAAACAGAUUUGACAGAUGAUACUAGGAAAAAAUUGGCAGAUCUUGGGACCCAAUUGACCUCCAUAACUAGAACUAGUGAAAAUAGCGAUGAGGGAGUGCAUAGUGAGGAGGAGGAGAGGAUGAGUGAGUUCGAGGAGCAGCUGAACGGUUUGCAGACUAAGAUCAUGAGCUGGGAGGGGCAGCAGUCUAUGCUGUGGGAUUGCGGGGCUGAAGAAGCGUAUGAGUAUCUGAGGUGUGUGGAUGAGGCUCGAAAGCUAGUCGAGAAGUUGGAGGGUUUGUGUUUGUGUGUCGAGAAAGAUAGCAAAGAGAACGAGCUUCUGAGGAGGGUUCAUGAUGUUGUCCAGACAGCGAUGAGUAGGCUCGAGGAGGAGUUUAUGCAUUUGUUGGUUCACAACCGGAUGCCUUUCGAGCCCGAGCAUAUGUCUUUCCGUUCCAGCGAAGAAGAUAUCGUGGAUGAGAGCUCGAUUGUCUCCUUCGGGGAUGACUCGGUUGAUGAUGGGGUUAAUAGAGAUAGCAUGAGUAGAAGCUCCGAGGAUUUCAUCAUUGAGCUCGUGCAUCCCGAUGUGAUUCCUGACCUAAAAUGCAUUGCCAAUUUGAUGUUUGAUUCGAAUUAUGGUCGGGAAUGUAGCCAAGCAUAUAUCAACGUGCGAAAAGACGCCUUGGAUGAUUGUCUCUUCAUCCUUGAAGUCGAGAAACUGAGCAUCGAGGAUGUUCAGAAGAUGGAUUGGAACACGCUGAACUCGAAAAUCAGGAGGUGGGUUAGAGCCUUCAAGAUUUUCGUUCGUAUCUAUCUUGCAAGCGAGAAAUGGCUAGGUGAUCAGAUUUUCAUCGAGCUUGGAUCAGUAAGCUCUGUUUGCUUUGCAGAAUCGUCGAAAACUUCAAUGUUGCAGCUUCUGAAUUUCGGGGAAGCUGUGGCAAUCGGCCCCAACCAACCAGAAAAACUGAUUCGGAUACUCGACAUGUUCGAGGUGCUCACAGAUCUUAUGCCAGAAAUCGAUGCUUUCUACUUUGACGAGGCUGGAUCAUCUGUUAGGGUGGAGUGUGAGGAUGUUAUAAGAAGUUUGGGCAAUUGUGCAAAGGCCACUUUUCUCGAUUUCGAAAACGCGGUUGCAUCUAAUCUUUCAGCCAACGCGUUCCCGGGGGGUGGAAUCCAUCAUCUCACUAGAUACGUUAUGAACUACAUGAAAACUCUCAUGGAUUACAGCACGACUCUCAACGAGCUUCUCAAGGACGAAGAUUCGGUCACGGUUUCACCCGAGAUGAGCCCGAGCAGCGAAGACGAUAGUGCCAGCAGAAACCCGAGCAGUUCCUCGAUGGCUCAGCACUUCAGAUCCUUCACCUCGGUUCUGGAAUGCAACCUCGAGGCCAAGUCGAAGCUGUACAAGGACGAGGCCCUCAGACACCUUUUCUUGAUGAACAAUCUGCAUUAUAUCGCCAAGAAGGUGAAGAGCUCGGAGCUGAGAACCGUGCUGGGCGACGACUGGAUUCGCAAGUGCAACUGGAAGUUCCAGCAGCACGCCCGGAGCUACGAACGAGCUACGUGGAGCUCAAUCCUGUCCCUACUGAGGGACGAAGGGCUGCAGAACCCCGGCUCGAAUUCCAUCUCGAGAACUCUUCUGAAAGAGAGGCUGCAGAGCUUCUACCUCGCGUUUGAAGAGGUUUACAAGAACCAAACCGGGUGGACAGUCCCGGAUCCCCAGCUCCGGGAUGAUCUCGUAAUCAAGACAUCCCUGAAUGUCAUCCAGGGCUAUCGAACAUUCGUGGGGAGGCACGCAAUUAACAUUAGCGAAAGGCAGAUCAAGUACGGCGCAGACGAUUUGGAAAGCUUGCUCUUGGAUCUUUUCGAAGGGUCUCCAAAAUCGCUCCACGGCUCUCACAGAAGAUGAUAAUCAGCCAGGAAUUUGCUGCAGAAAUUUUGAACUCCUUUCUGUACAUGUUUUCUAUCUCCCUUUUUUUACAUUUGUAGCUAGAAAUUGUUGUUUCUGCAACAUUAUUCCCAUUUGUAAUCUGGGAAUGUAGUACUCAUUGUUAUUCCCAUGUUCUAGUUUAUCCAUCGUCAAUAUGAAUGUUUGAUUAAUUA
Ipomoea nil (Japanese morning glory) is the source of this 2452-nucleotide messenger RNA. RefSeq names its product exocyst complex component EXO70B1-like. The coding region runs from base 204 to 2258 and encodes 684 amino acids. Gene Ontology annotation, cellular component: exocyst. Gene Ontology annotation, molecular function: phosphatidylinositol-4,5-bisphosphate binding. Gene Ontology annotation, biological process: exocytosis. The transcript has 3 exons. The record is from RefSeq and is a predicted model, not a curated record. NCBI's taxonomy places the organism in Eukaryota, Viridiplantae, Streptophyta, Magnoliopsida, Solanales, Convolvulaceae.